AUGACAGAGGUUGAUUCUCUUGAGAUUAGCAAUUUUAAGAGGAAACUUGAAGUCGAAUUUGAUAUUAAGGAAUUGGGAAAGAUGAAAAAUUUUCUCGGGAUGGAGUUUGCAACAUCCAAGGAUGGGAUUUUUGUCAAUCAAAGCAAUUAUGUGCUUGACUUACUCAAAGAAACAGGGUUGACAGGUUGCAAAGCAGCAGAUACACCAAUUGAACCUAAUGUAAAGUUGAAAACAGCGGCAACUAAUGAGGUAAUGGACAAAGCACACUAUCAAAGAUUGGUAGGGCGACUAAUCUAUUUGGUUCACACUCGACUUGUCAUAGCUUUUGCAGUGAGUGUUGUGAGUCAAUUCAUGCAUUCACCUGAACCUACUCACUUUGAAGCUGUAUUCAGAAUUUUGAGAUACCUCAAAAGAACUCCUGGAAAAGCAAUUUUGUUCAAAAAAGGAGAACAUCUUAUGAUAGAGGCCUACACAGAUGCAGAUUGGGCAGUAGAUGUAAAUGAUAGAAGAUUCACCUCAAGUUAUUGUACCUUCGUAGACGAAAAUCUGGUUACUUGA
This is a messenger RNA of Phalaenopsis equestris, 558 nucleotides long. RefSeq lists its product as uncharacterized. Lineage: Eukaryota; Viridiplantae; Streptophyta; Magnoliopsida; Asparagales; Orchidaceae. The record is from RefSeq and is a predicted model, not a curated record. The transcript has a single exon. The coding region runs from base 1 to 558 and encodes 185 amino acids.